Stegostoma tigrinum is the source of this 2639-nucleotide messenger RNA. Its product is annotated as sulfotransferase 1C2-like. Gene Ontology annotation, molecular function: sulfotransferase activity. The record is from RefSeq and is a predicted model, not a curated record. Gene Ontology annotation, cellular component: cytoplasm. Bases 129 to 2585 code for a protein of 818 amino acids. Lineage: Eukaryota; Metazoa; Chordata; Chondrichthyes; Orectolobiformes; Stegostomatidae. Gene Ontology annotation, biological process: sulfation. The transcript has 20 exons.
UGUUGUGGCACAUUGCCCUGCUCGACAGUUUUAUACCCUCUCACCUUUGGAACAUUGCAGUGUGACAGAGAUUCACGGCGAGAUUCUUCAUCCCCCAGCUCCUUGCUCAACAGUUCCAGGCCUGAGGGAUGGAGACAGAGUUACACUCUGGCCUGCAGGACUCCGUGCUGACCAGGCCACACGUUAAACUGGUCCAGGAUGUGGCGCUCCCAGACUGGGUCGCAGACAACUGGAGCCUCCUGGAGUCUUUCCAAGCGAAGGCCGGGGAUCUACUCAUCGCAACCUACCCCAAAGCAGGGACCACUUGGACACAGGAAAUUGUCGAUCUCAUUAACCACGAUGGUGAUGAGGACAUGUGUAAACGGGCUCCCGUCCACAAUCGCAUCCCCUUCCUGGAAUUUUUCCCCACUCACUACAACCUUCCAAGCGGGCUCGAGCAGAUCCAGAAUAUGGACUCACCUCGGAUGAUCAAAACCCACCUGCCUUUCCAACUCAUUCCCAAAUCCUUCUGGGAGCAGGAUUGUAAGGCAAUUGUAGUCGCUCGAAAUGCCAAGGAUAACGUGGUCUCCUACUUCCAUUUCCAUCGGAUGGAUCAAGUGAUGCCUCACCCUGGGACCUGGCAGGAAUUCCUCCAAAAAUUCAUGGACGGGCAACUUUCUUGGGGCUCGUGGUACGACCAUGCGAAGGGCUGGUGGGCAGCGAAGGAGAACCAUCCAAUCCUGUUCCUCUUUUAUGAAGACAUGAAGGAGAACCCCAGGCGGGAGAUCCAGAAGGUGGCCCAGUUCAUGGGGAAGGUUCUGGAAGACGACAUCCUGGAGAAGAUUGUCCAUCUCUCCACCUUCCAGGUGAUGAAGGACAACCCAAUGACCAAUUACACCACGUUGCCGAGCAACAUCAUGAACCAAUCCAUCUCCAGGUUCAUGAGGAAAGUUUGUUGCUGUUAUUUAUUCAGGAAUGUUGUGGCACAUUGCCCUGCUCGACAGUUUUAUACCCUCUCACCUUUGGAACAUUGCAGUGUGACAGAGAUUCACGGCGAGAUUCUUCAUCCCCCAGCUCCUUGCUCAACAGGGACCACUUGGACACAGGAAAUUGUCGAUCUCAUUAACCACGAUGGUGAUGAGGACAUGUGUAAACGGGCUCCCGUCCACAAUCGCAUCCCCUUCCUGGAAUUUUUCCCCACUCACUACAACCUUCCAAGCGGGCUCGAGCAGAUCCAGAAUAUGGACUCACCUCGGAUGAUCAAAACCCACCUGCCUUUCCAACUCAUUCCCAAAUCCUUCUGGGAGCAGGAUUGUAAGGCAAUUGUAGUCGCUCGAAAUGCCAAGGAUAACGUGGUCUCCUACUUCCAUUUCCAUCGGAUGGAUCAAGUGAUGCCUCACCCUGGGACCUGGCAGGAAUUCCUCCAAAAAUUCAUGGACGGGCAACUUUCUUGGGGCUCGUGGUACGACCAUGCGAAGGGCUGGUGGGCAGCGAAGGAGAACCAUCCAAUCCUGUUCCUCUUUUAUGAAGACAUGAAGGAGAACCCCAGGCGGGAGAUCCAGAAGGUGGCCCAGUUCAUGGGGAAGGUUCUGGAAGACGACAUCCUGGAGAAGAUUGUCCAUCUCUCCACCUUCCAGGUGAUGAAGGACAACCCAAUGACCAAUUACACCACGUUGCCGAGCAACAUCAUGAACCAAUCCAUCUCCAGGUUCAUGAGGAAAGUUUGUUGCUGUUAUUUAUUCAGGAAUGUUGUGGCACAUUGCCCUGCUCGACAGUUUUAUACCCUCUCACCUUUGGAACAUUGCAGUGUGACAGAGAUUCACGGCGAGAUUCUUCAUCCCCCAGCUCCUUGCUCAACAGGGACCACUUGGACACAGGAAAUUGUCGAUCUCAUUAACCACGAUGGCGAUGAGGAGAUGUGUAAACGGGCUGCCGUCCACGAUCGCAUCCCCUUCCUGGAAUUUUUCCCCACUCACUACAACCUUCCAAGCGGGCUCGAGCAGAUCCAGAAGAUGGACUCACCUCGGAUGAUCAAAACCCACCUGCCUUUCCAACUCAUUCCCAAAUCCUUCUGGGAGCAGGAUUGUAAGGCAAUUGUAGUCGCUCGAAAUGCCAAGGAUAACGUGGUCUCCUACUUCCAUUUCCAUCGGAUGGAUCAAGUGAUGCCUCACCCUGGGACCUGGCAGGAAUUCCUCCAAAAAUUCAUGGACGGGCAACUUUCCUGGGGCUCGUGGUACGACCAUGCGAAGGGCUGGUGGGCAGCGAAGGAGAACCAUCCAAUCCUGUUCCUCUUUUAUGAAGACAUGAAGGAGAACCCCAGGCGGGAGAUCCAGAAGGUGGCCCAGUUCAUGGGGAAGGUUCUGGAAGACGACAUCCUGGAGAAGAUUGUCCAUCUCUCCUCCUUCCAGGUGAUGAAGGAUAACCCAAUGACCAAUUACACCACGUUGCCGAGCAACAUCAUGAACCAAUCCAUCUCCAGGUUCAUGAGGAAAGGUGAGGUUGGAGACUGGAAGAACCACUUCACAGUGGCUGAGAACGAACAUUUUGAUGAACAUUACGAGAGAGAGAUGGCUCUGUGCUCGAUAGCGUUUCGCCAGGUCCUGUAAUCAGGGCAAGAGACCUCAAACUAUCUCUGAAUAAAAUUCCUAAGAAGACUGAAA